Molecule: messenger RNA, 3738 nt
Organism: Rotaria socialis
Lineage: Eukaryota; Metazoa; Rotifera; Eurotatoria; Philodinida; Philodinidae
Source: the annotation of a GenBank genome assembly
AUGGUAUCUGCUUCAAGUAACCCAAAUCCUUUAUUGCAAGGUAGUUUAUUCUCACGAUUUUUUCAUUCUUGGUUAUCUUCUUUAAUUGAUAAAAGUCACCAACAAGGAACACUUCAUCUUGAUGAUCUUUAUGAUCUUCCUGAUCAUCUUGAAUCAACAAUAUCGAUUGAUAAGUUGGAAGCAAAUUGGCUCGACGAAAUAAAACGAUGCCCACAAAGUCCGAGUUUGGUUCGGGCUACAUUACGUACUGCGGGAUGGAAAUAUAUACUUCUUAGUCUUUUACUAAUACCUCUUGAAUCAUUAAAUAUUGUCCAACCGUUAUUACUGGUUUCUUUCACAAGAUUUUUCGAACCAUGCUCAACAAUGUCUUCUAGGCAAGCAUGGUCAACAGCUUUCCUUAUUUGCAUGGCACUACUAUGUGUACAUUUGAUCUUUCACCAAGUAGUAUCUGAUUUUCUAAAAUCAGCUGAAGUCUUGAAAGUAACCGAUGAACGUGUUAAAAUUAUGUCUGAGGUUAUUCGAUCAAUGCGAAUUAUCAAAAUGUAUUGUUGGGAAUCCGCAUUUGAAAGAAAAGCUUGUCGUAUAAGAACACGUGAAAUGGUAAAGACUACUGUAUUCAUGAUGUGUCACUGUAUUGAAGCGAUCUUAUCGCAAAGUUAUCUCAGCGUAGUAUUCUUAAUGAUAUAUGGAACAAUGUGGUCGUUGAAUCUAAAAUUCGAUACACGUUCGUUUACUCUGUUAUAUGUAUUGGUGAAUUAUACACGCCAAUCAUGUAUUACUUAUUUUAAUUUUGCUAUUCGUGAUGUUCUCAAUUAUAUGGCGGCUCAAAAACGAAUUCGAGCAUUUCUUCUAUUUGAUGAAUCCGAAAGAGAUAAUCGAUUGUUAUCAACGUCUUUUCAAGACGUUCUAGAAAUAAAUAAGAUAGAUGACAGUUCAAGUAAACGACCAUCUCAAGUUAUUUGUGAUUUGCAAGAAGCUCAAUGGGAAAAAAGUGGAAAAUUUUCAUUGAAAAAUAUUAGAUUCGAUGCUUAUCCAGGUGAUUUAAUCUGUAUUAUUGGAUCGGUUGGAUCUGGAAAAAGUUCGCUUUUACAAACAUUAACAGGUGAAAUAACUCAUUUUGAUGGAAAAGUUCGAUUGCACGGAUCAUUUUGUUAUGUACCACAAGAAUCAUGGAUAUUUUCGUCGACAGUAAAAAAUAAUAUUAUUUUUGGUAAAGAAUAUAAUUCUAAAUUAUUUCAACGUGUUGUUCAUGCAACUGCCCUUGAUGCAGAUUUGGUGCAAUUGACCCAUGGUCCUAAUACUCUUGUUGGUGAUCAAGGUGUUAUGUUAUCUGGAGGCCAAAAAGCACGUGUCAAUAUGGCAAGAGCACUCUAUCGUAAUGCUGAUAUUUAUCUAUUGGAUGAUCCACUAUCUGCUGUUGACGCUAAAGUUUCUAAGCAUCUUUUUGAGAAAUCAAUCAAAAAUUAUUUACGUGAUAAAAUUUGUAUUUUGGUAACUCAUCAAAUACAAUUUUUACACGAUGCAACUAAAAUUAUUGUUCUUGAUAAUGGUGAAAUGGUACAAAUGGGAACCUAUGAAGAAUUGCUUGUAUCUUCGCCGUUAUUUUCUCAACUUCUUGAAGAUAUCAAUCAACAUAAACAAGAAGAACCGGUAGUUUCUCUAGUAAACCAACUAUCCAUGAUUGGCUCGAUACAUUCCGAAAAAGAGAAUGUCGAAGACGAAGAUAUGAAUUCAUCGUCGAGAAAUGUUGAAACAAAACAAGAAGGAAUAGUAAAAUGGAAUGCUUAUCUAUCGUAUCUACGAGCUGGUGUUGGUGCUAUUUUGGGUGUUCUUUUAAUUUUGAUUAUAUUUUCAACACAACAAACAGUAGCAAUUUAUAGUAAUUGGUGGCUAGUAGCAUGGAGUAAUGAGGAGAAUCGUCGUCAUCAAAAUUUAACUCGUUGUAUAAGCACACAGGAUAACAAAACGGAUAAAAUACGUGGGCUCAAUGAUACUGAAUGGAAUACACAUCGAAAUCAAAGAUUUUAUGUAUUCGGUGCUCUCGUAUCAAUACUUUGCUUUUUGAUAUUUAUUCGUGCUGUUGUCUGUCGACUUAUAUGUUUAAAUGCAGCACGAGUUCUUCAUAAUCAAAUGUUUAAGCGAAUAAUUCGAUGUCCUAUAUCAUUUUUUGAUAUGAAUCCAGUUGGCCGAAUAUUAAAUCGUUUUACAAGUGAUGUAGCCGCAGCUGAUGACUCUUUGCCCAUGACUGUGUUCGAAUGCCUUUCGUGUUUAAGUCAAGUUUUAGGCGCCAUUAUUCUCGUUGGAUUACUCAAUCCAUGGUCAUUUAUUCCAGCAGGUAUUGCUAUAAUUGUCAUGUUCUUCAUAAGAUACCGAUUUGCUGCAUGCGCCCGAGAUUUAAAACGACUUCAAGGUACUACACGUAGUCCUGUUUAUUCACAAUUAACAUCUACUAUUCAUGGACUCAAAGUAAUUCGAUCCUAUCAUGCUGAAAAUAUUUGUUCCAAAGAAUUUGAUUAUCAUCUUGGUAAUAAUUCGAGAGUUAGCUUUUUGAUUAUAAUAUUAAAUAGAUGGUCAGCGAUGCGUUUCGACUGGAUAUCUCUUAUAUUUAUUACCGUGGUUAUUAUACUUUCUAUCGUUGCUCGUUUAACUCAACAUCAAUUUUCAGCCGUAGAAAUUGCUCUAACACUCACAUAUAGUCUCAGUCUCGUAGGUGUCUUUCAGUGGACAAUCAGACAAUCGGUAGAAGUUGAAAAUCAAAUGACAUCAGUCGAACGCAUACUUGAAUAUUGUUCACUUGAUCAAGAACCACCUGCUCAGCUAUCUUCUAAACAUCAGCCACCAGCGAAUUGGCCAUCACGAGGUUGUAUUGUAUUUGAUGACGUUUCUAUGUCUCAUUCGAACAAGCCCAAUUCACUAUUGACGCUUUAUCAUGUUUCAUUAAUUAUCGAGCCUAGUGAAAAAAUUGGUAUUGUUGGACGGACAGGCGCUGGCAAAAGUUCAUUUAUUCAAACUCUUUUUCGUAUGGGUACAAUUGUUGACGGUCGUAUUUUAAUUGAUAAUAUUGAUAUAGCAACGCUUGGAUUAGAUGAUGUUCGACGUCGUAUUUCAAUUAUUCCACAAGAUCCUGUUCUGUUCACUGGUACAAUGAGAAGCAAUCUAGAUCCAUUUGGUAUUUAUUCAGAUCCUGAAAUAUGGAAUGCACUUGAGCAGGUACAAUUAAAGACAUUAGUAGCGGAUAUAAUGUCCAAUGGUCUUCAUUCAUUAGUAAGUGAAAGUGGAUCUAAUUUGAGUGUUGGUCAAAAACAGCUGGUAUGCUUAGCAAGGGCUAUAUUGAAAAAGAGUAAAAUUCUUGUGAUUGAUGAAGCAACUGCUAAUGUGGAUAAUGCAACCGAUGAAUUAAUUCAAAAAGCCAUUCGUGAUAAAUUUAAAGAAUGUACAGUAUUAACCGUAGCACAUCGUUUACGUUCUGUGAUUGAUAGUGAUCGGAUCAUGGUAUUGAGUGAUGGAAAGAUGGUUGAGUUCGACGCGCCUGAAGUGUUAUUGUCCAAUCAAUACUCCUAUUUUAGUUCACUUGUUGAACAGACAGGAGUAGCUGAAGCAGAAUAUCUUCGAACAUUAGCAAACUCAAAUGAAUUACAUAAAAAUAAGAAGCAGAAAACAUUUGAAUUAGAUGAUGAGACAAUGUUAGAAACGAAUGAAAUGGACCCUCUGGUUCCUUCAGCGAAAUUAUUAAUUUGA